This is a messenger RNA of Ctenopharyngodon idella (grass carp), 6310 nucleotides long. RefSeq names its product chemerin-like receptor 1. The coding region runs from base 4831 to 5862 and encodes 343 amino acids. Gene Ontology annotation, cellular component: plasma membrane. The transcript has 2 exons. The record is from RefSeq and is a predicted model, not a curated record. Gene Ontology annotation, molecular function: G protein-coupled receptor activity; complement receptor activity. Gene Ontology annotation, biological process: positive regulation of macrophage chemotaxis; complement receptor mediated signaling pathway; phospholipase C-activating G protein-coupled receptor signaling pathway. Lineage: Eukaryota; Metazoa; Chordata; Actinopteri; Cypriniformes; Xenocyprididae.
UGUCUGACAUCUUUUAUAAAACAGCAUUUUUUCCCAGCAUAAACUCUAAAAACAGAUCAAUCCGAAACAAAAGUUUCCUACUUCCCAUUUCUGAAGUGGUAAUUACGAGCUUGCCUAUUUAUUGGGAAAUUUUUUAUUAAAAACCAAAAUGAUAUUUAAUGUUCCAUUUAUUAACAACCAUCUAAACGUUCACCGUUCUUGAUCAUCAGUCUGCUGACAAUUCUGGAAUUUCUCUCCAAUAUAGGCUAUUUUCGCUGUGUAUAAAACAUACAAUAUGCUUCAUAUGGUUAUUCAUAUAUGUAAAUAUGCACUACUUUCACAAAAAGACAAGGCGACAUAGCUGUUGUGGAAAAAACUAAUAAAGAGUACCAGUCACAGUUGCAAUCAGCAAGUUUAUGGCCCGCCCAACUCAGGAAAUUUCCAGUUUUAUGGCAGGGUCCCUCUCUGACUGCAGCAGUGGAGAAAAGUUUGCUACAUUUUGAUUGUAUCUUGGUGGACUAGCACAAACAAAUAUCCAAAAACACCAUCAGAUACGGAUGUUAGGACAACUGACAGGCACCUCAAGCAAGGGAAGGACAGGACUUCUCAUGGGCCCACAGGCAGUUUGUGCCCUGCACCCAUCUUGAGACAAAUCCAAAAUGUUUAUGCCCAAACCACCAUAAACAUUCCUGAAGGACCAUUUGGAUGCUGCAGCAGUGGCUGAAACAAAGAGACACUAACAGAUACAAGUUCUGAGUCUCAGUCCUGUAAGGGGAGAGACAGAAACAGAUCAACAAAGGUUUGAGCCUCCCAUCUAGAGAUAUUGUAGAUAUGCUGUUCUGAGUCUCCAGCUUGCAAAGGUGAGACAGAAACAGGUUCCAUGCUCUAAUUCAACAACUUGUUAGGUAGCAACAGAUACAACCAUGUUCUGAGCCUCCAGUCUAUGAGGAAAGAAACAUUAAUAAAACAUAAGUUCAGAGUCUUUGUCUAGUGAGACAAAUUACACAUCCCUAGUCUCCAUGCCAGAGAGAUAAAAACGGAUUGACCAAGUUCUGAGUGUCUGGCCCAGAGGCAGAAGACACACAAGCUAGUAUUGCCUUGAUACCCCAAUUUUGGCUUCAGUACGGUACCACAAUCUAAUACUGUAGAAUCAAUAUUAAAUCGAUACCAUACGCAGUGGUUCUCAACCGGUGGGGCGCGCCCCCCCGGGGGGGGCAAAUUUUUUUUAUCACUAAACUACUGUCAUAAAAAGUUACAGUUUUGUAUAUACAUAACUCCUGAAUAAAAUUAAAAUGUGUUUGGACUGAUUUAAAAAAAAAAAGUUUUUAACAAAUUUGAUUGUUUUGUCGAUAGUGAGCGCAAAUGCAGGUGAUAAGCGGUUUUAUUAAGCGAGUCAUUGAGUCGUUCAUUCACGAUUCGUUCAAACGGCCGAUUCAUCAAAAAUGAGACAGAUGUUUGUGAAUGGGUCAUUGAAUCUUUGACUCAAACGAUUUGUUCAAAACACUGAAUCAUUCAAAACACGAUUGAGUGUUGCUGUGAGAUUCGCUAUGUUGUGAUCUUUGUUUGGAUUCAUCGGAUCUAUUUUCGCUGCUAAAAUAGACCAAAACAGUCAUUAUUUCGUCUAAAAUGUAAGUGACUUAAUAUUUUUAACUUGUUUGUUGAACUGUCAUAUCAGUGUCACAUUUUCAAUCGCGAGGUGAUGGUAAAUUAAGUGAUGGUCAAUUGUCAGCUCUCUUGGUCGUCAGGUCGUGUGAUGUAUGUUGCUGAACUGUAUUCAAAUGUUAUAAAUAUAAAAACACCACAUUUUAAAAUUUAACUGCAGUAUGUCAAUUUAGUUUAUUUGUGUGUGCUGCGCUCAUAGACUUUAGAAAACGGCGCUCAUUUGUUUGAUUUCUCCUCGAGAAGCUGCGCAAGUCUCAAAAGUUUAAGGUCCUUGCACCCUGACUGAGUCCGAAACUGUCGUAUUCGUUUUUUCAUAUUCGUCAUUUGGUGGCUCUCAAUUGUCAAAAACACCCCUCAAAAUAUUUGCUACGGAUGCGAAAAAUGCAGAAAAUCAAACCAUCUGAAUUAAUUUUUAUGACGGACGUAAGUUUUAGAGGCUGCAAAUGUAUAAAACGUGAGGUCGUAUUUAGUUUUAUAUAUAUAUGAAUGAAUAAACUAGUCAGAAUAUAGGCUACAGUUAAAGCUUUCCUUUACCUGCAAGCUUCUGUAAAAAAUGCAGAUGAUGCCUACUAUUAGGCCUAGUAAUAAUAACAAUAAUAAAGCAUAAAUUAAUAUCAGAGGUCUGGUGCCAAUUCCCAAUUAUAGCAAUAGCCUAGUAAUGAUAAUAGGCCUACUGAUGAUGAUAAUAAUAAUAAUAAUAAUAAUAAUGCCUGCAAGCUCACAUUAGAAGUCUGGUGCUACUGCCAAUUAUAACAAUAGCCUAGUAAUGAUAAUAGGCCUACCUACCUCUACUGAUGAUAAUAAUAAUAAUAAUAAUAAUAAUAAUAAUGUGGGCCUAAAAAUAAUAGCCUAGGGCUAUCUAUCUAUCUAUCUAUCUAUCUAUCUAUCUAUCUAGCCAGCCAGCACUGCCUUAACCCUCUUGGACAUGGAGUUCACCAGAGCUUCACAGGUUGCCACUGGAGUCCUCUUCCACUCCAUCACGGAGCUGGUGGAUGUUAGAGACCUUGUGCUCCUCCACCCUCCGUUUGAGGAUGCCCCACAGAUGCUCAAUAGGGUUUAGGUACCCUCAGCUUCUUUAGCAAGGCAGUGGUCGUCUUGGAGGUGUGUUUGGGGUCGUUAUCAUGUUGGAAUACUCCGAAGGGAGGGGAUCAUGCUCUGCUUCAGUAUGUCACAGUACAUGUUGGAAUUCAUGGUUCCCUCAAUGAACUGUAGCUCCCCAGUGCCGACAGCACUCAUGCAGCCCCAGACCAUGACACUCCCACCACCAUGCUUGACUGUAGGCAAGACACACUUGUCUUUGUACUCCUCACCUGGUUGCCGCCACACACGUCUGACACCAUCUGAACCAAAUAAGUUUAUCUUGGUCUCAUCAGACCACAGGACAUGGUUCCAGUAAUCCAUGUCCUUAGUCUGCUUGUCUUCAGCAAACUGUUUGCGGGCUUUCUUGUGCAUCAUCUUUAGAAGAGGCUUCCUUCUGGGACGACGGCCAUGCAGACCAAUUUGAUGCAGUGUGCGGUGUGUGGUCUGAGCACUGACAGGCUGACCCCCCACCCCUUCAACCUCUGCAGCAAUGCUGGCAGCACUCAUACAUCUAUUUCCUAAACACAACCUCUGGAUAUGAUGCUGAGCACGUGCACUCAACUUCUUUGGUCGAUCAUGGCGAGGCCUGCUCAUAUCACUCCAAUUUUGAGGACCCUUCAUUGGCUGCCUAUUAAAUUCAGAGUUGAUUUUAAAAUCAUUUUAUUUGUUUAUAAAUCCCUACGUGAUUUAGCCCCCAUUUAUUUAUCUGAACUGCUGCAACCUUAUACUCCUUCCAGAAGUUUAAGAUCCAGUGACCAGAACCUUCUUUUAGUCCCACAUUCCAGACUCAAACGCAGAGGGGAUAGAGCGUUUUCUGUGGUUGGGCCACGGUUGUGGAAUAAUCUGCCUCUAGAAAUUAGGUUAGCCCCUUCCCUAACCACUUUUAAGUCUCUACUAAAAACACACUUGUUUUCCAUGGCUUAUAAUUAAUUUUCUUGUUUACCUUGUUUUCUUUGGUUUUAUUUAACAUAUUUAUUUAGUUUUGUAUAAAUUGGGGUCUGACUUUGUUUUAUUGUGUUUUAGUUGUGUUUAUCGUAUAUUUUUUUCCUUUAUAUCUUUUGUCUGAUCCUUUGUACAGCACUUUGGUCAGUCGUGUGGCUGUUUUAAAAGUGCUAUAUAAAUAAACAGAACUUGAACUCGGAACUUGAACUUGUUUUAUUUACUGCAGUUUCUCAUUCAUUACCUACACUGUGGGCCCGCUAGUCUUAACUUCUCAUAAUAACAUAAAAUUAUUUAAUGUCGUGUUUUGCGCCAUUGCUGUCAAAAGAACUAAAAUUGAAAGCGCGAUAAUGCUUUAGUCUCUUUAGUCCAAAAGACUGCGAUUUAAUUAUGUAUAUAGUCUGUUUGCUCUGACCGUAUCAAAAUGAAGUGCUCACUUUGCUCUCACGAUCAGGUGUAUUCUCGGUUCACAGUGAGUGGACUCCAGCAAUCUCUGCAUGUGCUGUGGGGACAUAGCAGGCACUAGUUGCACAUUAUUUUCACAUUUGCAUAGUUUCCAAUAUUUUUGUGUGAAAAUUACAGCAUUUCAUUCGAUUUGUAAUAAGAAGCGUUUGUAGACCUUUCACAGAAACGUUAGUUUACUGUCUAAAUAAAAGCUCAAGGGUUUAUUUCUUCCAAGUGUAAAAAUUAGGACAUUUUUCCCCCAAUUUGCACACUGAACAUGGAAAGUGCACCAGAUUGAUGAAUUUAACUUUAAAAUGUACAAAAUUUUCUUACAGGUGGCAUGCCCCCAGACCCCUCUAGAGGGACCAAAGUCCACCCAACACAGCCUCACAAAACGUGUGCCACCCUAAAAUUUUUACUGACCCCAUUUGCCCACCCCAUAAAAAAAUCCUGGAGGCGUCACUGUGACGUACCAUCCUCUCACAUAAAAGUACACGACCGUUUUCAUUCGGUAGGUAGUCCAUCGCACAAUCCACCUCUCACAGUUAGCUAAGCAAUGACACAAAAUACACCUCAUAGGCGCCCACGCCCCAAAAUUUCAGAACUGCAGCUUAAAAGGCUAUGCAGCUGUGUGUACACAUAAAAAAAAGGAAGUAUACUUUGGGCAACGGCAUUGUGAGGCACUUUGUGAGAACUCUACUUCCUGUUUAGUUCUAACAAGACAUAAUGGAUCCAGCUCUAGAAACAGAUCACGACUACAGUGAUAUUGAAAAUGAGCUUAAAAAUCACGCAAAAAACAUUCCUGUGGAUUUACCUGUUGGAUACUGCAAGGAAGCAGCAUGUGUAAUCACAGUUAUUCUUAAUGUGAUCAUAUUCCUUCUUGGCAUCGUUGGAAAUGGUGCGGUGAUCUGGAUUACUGGUUUUAAGAUGAAGAAGUCAGUGAACACCACCUGGUACCUGAGCCUGGCUUUGUCUGACUUCAUUUUCUGCGCUACUCUCCCUUUCAUCAUUAGCAGAAUAGUUACGGAUGACUGGAUCUUUGGGCUCUUCAUGUGCAAGUUCACCUCUUUUGUUAUGACCAUCAAUAUGUACAGCAGCAUUUUCAUCCUGGUCAUCAUUAGUGUGGAUCGCUGCAUCAUAGUCAAGUUUCCUGUCUGGGCCCAAAAUCGACGCACUAUAAAGAAAGCUUCUUUAGUUGUUAUGAUGGUUUGGUUUGUGUCUGCUUUGCUUAGCAUUCCACCUGCCAAAUUUAGAGAUAUUACAGAUAUUACACAUGACUCACGUACGGUCAAAUGUUAUAACAACUAUAAAGAUCACCACAGUACCAUUGUGUACACACGCUUUACUUUUGGGUUUUUAAUUCCGUUCCUGACCAUUUCCACCUGUUACUCCGUCCUGAUCUGUAAACUUAGAGAAAACCAAGUUUCCAAACUCACCAAGCCGUACAAGAUCAUGACAUUACUGAUUACUACUUUUUUUGUCUGUUGGUUGCCAUUUCACAUUACUUCUAUUCUAGAGGUGGGCAAAACUAAGCAUGAUCCUGUCUUUCACACGGCCCAACAAAUAUCUGCAGCCCUUGCCACUGCAAACAGCUUUAUAAACCCAUUCCUCUAUGCAUUCAUGGCCAAGGAUUUGAAGAAGAAAUGCUAUUCCUUCCUGUCAAAGAUUGAGAGCGCCUUUGAUGAGGAGACCCGGAGCGCUUUCCAAAGAACUACCAAUACCAAUUCUGUGGAUAACAGACUUUCCACUGCUGUCUGAAAUUUUAAAACAAUUAUUGGACAAAAGAUAUUUUUCUUCAUUCUCUUCCACGUCGGACUGGAGAGUGCUGGCCUAUAGAAAAGAUGGAACAUUAACAAGUUGUACAAUUGUUUGUCUGUUGCAUGAAAUGUCUAGAAUAAAUCAAUGUAAAUAGGUUCAAUAAAAGCUACUUUCUACAAAAGUUUUGUAUAUUAAAAUGCCAUUUUGCUCAAUGAUUUUGCAGAAUUUACUGAUUUUAUCUUAUCAUUUUUGCAUGUUACUGAUCAACGCAUCGCAUAUACAUAAAUAUUUGGAGUGGGGCAUCAAAUAAUUUGGGGUUUUGAAUUUAUUGACGAUUGAAUGCAUUGAGCAUCAUUUGACCAAGAUCAACAAAUCUUGUUAUGCUCCACAUGUCUCUCACUCUGUUUUGCUAAAAUAUACAUUAAAAAUAUACAAAAUCUUGUUCUAA